This is a messenger RNA of Seminavis robusta, 1365 nucleotides long. The record is from the annotation of a GenBank genome assembly. NCBI's taxonomy places the organism in Eukaryota, Bacillariophyta, Bacillariophyceae, Naviculales, Naviculaceae.
AUGGCGGCCUUGACCAAGGUCGGUGAGAUUAUUCGCUGUGGUUGGCUUCGUUACCUUCCUCAAGAUGACGAAGAAGCCUACGAUGAGUUGAUUCAUCGAGCCGCAACACAGAAAAAGAGAGGGAGUGUAGCCGAUGCAGUGGCCAAAUUUGAGGCUUCCACCAAGGCCGAGACGUCUCUAGCCAAGCAGAAGAAGGAUCAGGAAGAUGAUGAGGAUGAAGACCUUCCACUGGACGCCACAUGCACGCAAAAGGCAAUCUCUGGAGCAACCGUCUUUUUCGGGCUGUUCGGAAGCGGAUCACAGAGUGCUGACACGAAUUCGGCAUCACAAAAUGGAUCCUCGCGAACCAGUUUCCGGGCCGCCCCAUCCAACGAACCCACCUGCCGUGUGUGUCACAAGAAAAUCUUCCCCACGGAUGAAAGCACGUCGUGCCGCAACAAUACCUAUCACACUGGUUGUUUUCGAUGCUCUCAGUGCAACGCGAAACUCAAGAAUCAUCCGGAUGAAGAACAUCGGGAGUUGCCAGAGACAAAGGAAAUGUUCCUGCAGUGCCGGCAGUGCAAGAUUGACACGGAGCAAAAGUGUAAACCGCGACAACUGAGCCGAAAGGCGGGGUCCAAAAUUGUUGUGGAAGACUCUGAGCAGGGGGAUAUCGAGCAAGUAGUGGAUGCAAUCGGAGACGAUCUAGAAGAUGCCUUGUACGGCAUGAUUCCCCGAUGUGCCACCUGUGGCGGCGACUUUCUCACGUACAAGGGUGAAAUAUCCAUUGUGGGCUCACUCAAGUAUCACAAUGAAUGCUUUUUAACGGGAAAGCCGGUUGUGGGGACGGUAUCAUUGACACUUGAGCCUCUCCAAGCAGCCAAGUACUUGCCAGAAAGUAUUAUUCUGAAGCUGUCUUCAAACGAAUCUUGCCGCGUGAUUUCCUCUCUCUUUUUCGUUUGGAAGGACAGGGAGAAGAAACUGAGGUCCAUGAGAACAGAUACAACGCAACGAAGUGAUCACCUGACGGUGACCUUCGACUUGGACGAGAACGCCAGGGCAAAUCCCAACUACAAAGGCGUCAAAAACAGUCCAUCAAAAACAUCGGCCCCUCUUAUGAAGUGCGAGAAGGGGGACCAUUCGGAUUUAACCUUGGAGCUGAUUGGUGGGGAUCAGAUUGCCCCUCAACCGCCUCGAUUGGUAGAACCGGUCACGGUGAUCCCGGGCUACCAAAGAGCAUCUCCCUACCUAAAGGCAACGAUUGGGUAUUCCAAGUAUAACUUGGAUCAUACAAUGAUACUCACUAUACCGUGCAAUUUGAGCGGGAAUGUUUUAGAAUUGCUUGGGGCCACGUUGACUGUGAUCAUUCAAGAACCGGCUCUGUAG